Messenger RNA from Salvelinus namaycush (lake trout), 2217 nucleotides. RefSeq names its product pro-neuregulin-1, membrane-bound isoform-like. Bases 1 to 2217 code for a protein of 738 amino acids. Gene Ontology annotation, biological process: activation of transmembrane receptor protein tyrosine kinase activity; cell differentiation; animal organ development. The record is from RefSeq and is a predicted model, not a curated record. NCBI's taxonomy places the organism in Eukaryota, Metazoa, Chordata, Actinopteri, Salmoniformes, Salmonidae. The transcript has 9 exons. Gene Ontology annotation, molecular function: chemorepellent activity; protein tyrosine kinase activator activity.
AUGGCGGAGAGUGUGGAGGCGGAGGACUCCUCCGCCGGGCUGGUUGUCCCUCUCGGAUCAGCGUCCCUUACCCACUCCUGCACCGAUCCUAGACGAGCCCCAGAGGAGGCGCCGGAGGGGGCUGCGGCAGGUGGAGAGGGCGGGGAAGAGGGCACCGAGGGAGGCGGUGACAAUUGCGAUGGAGGUCAAGCCGGGCCCCUGGGAUUAUUGGGCUUGGCAGGGACCUGCUGCGUGUGCAUAGAGAUGGAACAGGUGCGCAGUUGCCUGCGCUCGGAGAAGAUCUGCAUCCUCCCCAUCCUGGCCUGCCUGCUCAGCCUGGCCCUCUGCACUGCCGGCCUCAAGUGGGUCUUUGUGGACAAAAUCUUUGAGUAUGAGCCGCCCACCCACCUGGACCCUGAUCGCAUGGAACAAAACCCCUUCAUCAUCAUUUCUGACCCCACACAGGAUCUGCCAGUGUCAUUUCCCCACCCCUCCCUUGUCCCAAUGCCGACGACCACCACCACAGGACAACCUGAGGUCAUAGUAGAAGGGAAACCCACCGGAGGACCCUUUGUACCCCAGUCCCCCAGAGUGACUCAGUACACCCCUACUUCUGCAUUGACGUACCGCACAGACCCGCCCACGCAACCUGGACCCCCUAACACCCCAAAACCAGUGAACAAGGGGACACCAAACCCCUACACCCAAACUACUGUGGAAUCUAAUGACGUUAUUCUCCCUAAAUUCUCUGCCACCAGCACCACCGCUGUGGUGAAGACCUCCAGCCACAUGACGCGCUGUCGUGACAGCCAGAAAAACUACUGCGUAAAUGGAGGGGAGUGCUUCACCCUGGACAUCACCCCUGGCAGGUCCAAGUUCCUCUGCAGGUGUCCAAAUGAAUUUACUGGUGAUCGCUGUCAAAACUACGUAAUGGCCAGCUUCUACAAACAUCUUGGGAUUGAAUUUAUGGAAGCUGAGGAGCUGUAUCAGAAACGUGUAUUAACAAUAACAGGAAUCUGCAUUGCACUCCUAGUGGUUGGAAUCAUGUGUGUGGUUGCCUACUGCAAAACAAAAAAGCAGAGGAAAACGCUCCAUCAUCUUCUGAGGCAGAGCCUACGAAAUGAGAGAAACACCAUGGCUAGUAUGGCUAAUGGACCUCCGAUUUAUAACCCUUCCCUUGAAAACGUCCAGUUUGUCAAUCAAUUUGUGUCUAAAAAUGCAUUGCCCACACAGCAUCUACCCGUGAAGGAAACGGAAAUGUCUUUCUCCACGAGCCAGUACACAUCAUCAGUGCAUCAAUCCACAACGGUCACCCACACCUCCAGUCAAAGCUGGAGCAACUGCCGCAGCGAGUGUGCCUUCUCUCACAGCUGCUCUGUCUUGGUGAUGUCAUCAACGGAGAACAGCCGGCACGCCACGCCCAUCCACCGGGGUCGUUUGGACGCCACGGGCGGCGCCAGAGACCUGAGUGUCUACCUGAAGAACACCCGAGACACGCCAGACUCCUCCAGGGACUCGCCGUUCAGAGACAGGUAUGUAUCAGCAAUGACCACCCCAACGCGCCUGUCUCCUGUGGAGUUGCUCUCUCCCGUGACCCCGGCCUCCCCUCCUUCUGAGAUCUCGGCCCCACUAUCCAGCCUGGCCACCUCAGUCCCCUCGGUGGCAGUCAGCCCCUCUGGCGAAGAGGAGCACCCCCUGCUGUUCACCACCACGCUGUGGCCCCGUGACAAGCCGCCGCGCCCCGACCACCACCACAGCCAGUCCAAAAGGAACUCUGCCCACUACAACUAUGGCCACAAGGCCCACAGCCCCCCGCCCAGCCCGCUGAGGAUUGUCGAGAACGACAAAUGCGAGACCACGCAGGAGUACGAGGCGGUCGCCGCCACGGUUGUGGUACCAACCUUCCCCCCGCAAAGCCUCCCGAAAAAACUCACAAACAGCAACAAUGGCCGACGUGCCAAUAGCACAAAGCCCAACGGCCACACGACGGGCCACGAAACGGAGUCCAACGAGCGAGUGAGCAGUACGGCGAGGAGCAGCUCGGAGAGCGACACGGAGGAGUCCUAUCGCGUGGGAGAGGACACGCCCUUCCUGAGCUUACAGGAUUCCAUAGCUGCGGGUGUGGAGCCGCUCACAGACAGUUGCAGAACUUACCCAGCACUCCGACUCUCCCCGCAGGAUGACCUGCAAGCCAGGUUAUCCAGCAUCAUCGCCAACCAAGAUCCAAUUGCUGUAUAA